AUAUUGCACAGCAGUCUACCGAGAGCCGUACAGCUUGCCUAAUUACCAUCUAGUUCAUCCUACGUAAUUCAAUCUGUCUACAAUGAAUAAGUUGGCCGCUACCACCAUUCUGAUACUACUGCUGGCAGUCCUGGAGUCGGUGGAAGGGCAGGUCCGCGGAUUAAUGUUGCCCCAGGACUUCCCGGAGGACGUGGAUCUGGCCACCAUCACACCCCAGACGGUGGACAUGGUGCUCGCCGACAGGGCCGCUGUGCUACAGCUCGUAGAGUGCUUCGAGAACGAGGCGAGGUGUCGGUCUCGCGGUGCCCUCUCCUUCGCUCGGCAAGUGCGUCGCCUGGGCAAGAGCGGCCGGUGUCACCGCUGUUCCCCGCGUCAGCAGCAGCACAUCAGCGUCAUCAUGCGCCGCACUGUCUCCGGUAUGCAGAGCAAACACCCGGCAGAAUGGCGGAGGAUUGUUCCCUACAUCAGAAACUUGUUGUGAUGGUCUUCGUGGGGUUAAUUUGAUGAAUUCUAUCUAUUUAAAGUACCGCUGAAACCAGCAGUCGCGGAGCAUACUACUAAUCGACGAUCUUGAUAGAAUUUUCUCAAUGCCAGUCUGAAUGUCAGACCCCUUGAACGAUUUGUCGACUUCGUUAAUGGGUUCAUUAGUUGAUUACGUCUGUUACAGGGACGUGUACAGUUAUUUUGCCUUAGUACUGCACUCAAUUUGCCGCUAGUAUAUAUCCGAAAACUGUGUUCGUACUAAAGUCGCUUCUAAUUUCGUAGUAACGCCCAUUCAUAAGAAAUGCACUGCGUACACUAAUUGAAUUUCCUGAACCCGCCUUCUGCUCGCGUUAAUCUUGAAUGAAAUUUUUCUAUAGGGUAAUUUUCUGUGGCAGAGUGAGGUUUUCGAACGAGCUUGUAGGCGUUAAUUAGGCUGCGUGACAUUUUGUUACCGGUUUCUAGUGAAGUUGCAUUUAUCUAGGCAGCUUUAACAUAGCUGUUGGUCCUUAUGAGCUCAAACGCAAGCCUUCAAUAUUUCUGCGGUGGAAAUGGUUCUUGUUGUUGACUAGCCUUGCGUUGCAGGAGCUCUCUUAUUUCUUCGCAUUUUCUUAAAUCCUUGACUUCGGCCGGCUGUUGAGUUUACCUUCAGUCUGUCUGUAAUUUAUUAAUGUUAAUUUUUAAUAAAAUGUAGAUCGUGAAA
Hyalella azteca is the source of this 1183-nucleotide messenger RNA. RefSeq lists its product as uncharacterized. The transcript is spliced from 3 exons. Lineage: Eukaryota; Metazoa; Arthropoda; Malacostraca; Amphipoda; Hyalellidae. The record is from RefSeq and is a predicted model, not a curated record. Bases 83 to 481 code for a protein of 132 amino acids.